GGAAUUUGAAAAUUGUUAACGGCGGCGGCUAAGGGGGAAAGCGCUGCGGCUGAGGGGCAGAAGCGGUUCGGCGGCCUGAGGCGAGGUGCUCAUGCCAAGGCUCCUCAAUAAGGGCCUGCAGCAGCAGUCGAGGCCAAAAUGUCUCAGGAAACAUAUUCAUAUGAUGUCCCGGAUACUUGCAUGAACUUCAAGGCGUUGAACGAGGAGGAGUCAGUUUGUGUUGAUGCUUGGUUUGAUUACAAAGCAGGCCUGUUGAACACCCCAAGCGUAGACGCGGCAGCGGGCAUCUUCCAAAAAGCAGCUUCAUCAAGGGCUAACAUUCCACGAGCUAUUGUCUCACCAAUGGUGAAAUGCGAUGAGUCUCCCAAUGAAAAUAACGCACCUGAAGCAGCAUACAGGGUGCCACCAAAUUUGGUCACUUCCACGGCAGAGUGGCAUGGCAAGACAAAUGAUGCGGCUGCUCCUGCGAGGGGGCCAGGAAGGGUAGCCAGGAAGCCCCUGGCUCAGCGGAGGAACACCCCACACAGAACGGCCGCCAGGAACAGAGCAGAAAGGUGCGCUCAUGCCUCGGCGAACAAGGAAGACGCCCCUCCUCCAAAGAAACUGAAAAUGUCUGAUGGCAGGGAGAAACUGUGCGAAACUGCCGUGAACAGGAGCGUCUCGCCCAUGAGGGCCAAAGCAAAAGGGCCCAGCUUGCCGGCAACGCCUAAGAGGCAGCCAUCAGCCAAGGUGAAGUCUACUGAGGAGCUGGAGCUGGAAAGAAUGCAGCAGUUGCAGCAGGAGGUGGUUGAAAUGCGCCGGAAGAAUGAGGAGUCUCUCAGAGCUGCCAUUGCCGGACCAGGGCAACCUGUAAAGAAGACGGUGAGCCAAAUAACUAAGCCAAUAGACUUUCACUUCAGUACGGAUGAGAGGCUGAAACAGCAUGGUGAAAGCCAGCCUGGGACGGAGUACAAGGAGGUGGAUUUUGCGGCUGUCCUGAGAAAGCACCCACCGUCUCCGGCCCGUGUGGCAAAGGGAGCCACGAUCCCAAAGCCCUUCAAUCUGUCUCAGGGCAACAAACGGAAGCACGAGGCGACUGUCCCCGAGUUCGUGUCCUUGGCUCAGCAGGUUGAAAAGUUCCAGAGAAGCACGCCCUCUCGUUACCAUCUGCGGAGCAGGAAGGAGGAGGAAGCAGCUCCAAGAAAGCCACUGAAGGCCAAGCUGACCAACCCCAAAACUCCCCGCCUGGAAACCAAGAAUCGACUGCGACCCGUCACCUGCAAGAGUACAGAGGAGCUCGAGGCGGAGGAGCUCGCGGCUCUCCAACAGUACAAAUUCAAAGCUCAAGAACUCAACCCCCGGAUCCUGGAGGCAGGGCCGAUCUUACCGAAGAAGCCUCCAGUGAAGGAGCCCACCAAGCCCAUUGGAUUCGACCUGGAAAUCGAGAAGCGGAUUCAAGAGCGCGAGAGCAAGAAGCCGCAGGAGAAGGAACACUUCGAAUUCCAUUCCAAGCCGUGUCCGAUCAGAAUCCUUGAGGAAGUUGUGGGUGUACCAGAGAAAAAGCCACUUCCAAUCACAGUUCCCAAGUCCCCAGCCUUUGCGCUGAAGAGCAAAGUCGCUGCCCUAGCUAGAGAAGAGGAGAAGCAGAAGGAGGAGGAGGCCGCCCCUGUGAUCAAAGCCAAACCAAUGCCUUUUUUUGGAAUACCCUUCAAGCCGAAACCCCUUGAGCCAAGGCAAGUGGAAGUGUGCCCGUUUUCCUUUGACUCCCGGGACAAAGAGCGGCUGCUCCAGAAAGAGAAGAAGAUUGAAGAGCUUCAAAAAGAAGAGGUGCCGAAAUUCAGAGCACACCCUCUGCCUCAGUUUGAGCGCAUCAGCUUGCCAGAGAAGAAGGUGAAAAGUCCCACCAAGCCAGAACCCUUCCAGCUGCAAAUCGAUAAGCGAGGGGCACUGAAGCAGGAGUUGUGGCAGCAGCAGCUUAAGGAAGAGCUGAAGCACCAAAAGGAAGCUGCCUCUUUCAAGGCACAUCCCAGCUCGGUGUUGCACCAGGAGCCCUUCGUGCCAAAGAAGGAGAACAAACCACUUUCAGAGGCCCUUUCUGGUUCUGCAGUUCCUGAGAGCUUUGAGCUGGCCACAGAGAGGCGUGCCCGAGAGCGGCAGGAGUUCGAGAAGUGGCUAGAGGAGGCUGAGGCUGAGAAGGCCAGGGCCCGAGAGGAGACAAAGCGCAUGGAGGAAGAGCACGAAAGAGAGAGGUUGGCCAAGCUGAGAGAGGAGCUGGUGCACAAAGCCAAGCCAAUCCGCAGGUACCAGGGCGUGGAAGUCAAGCCUAGCGAUCAGCCCCUGACGGUGCCAAAGUCUCCGAACUUCUCGGACCGAUUUCGGUGCUGAGGACUGAGCAUCUGGGAGUUUUGCCUACAUGCAGGCAGGAGAGGUGCGUCUUCCUGGCCUUUUGGUUCUUUCUGAACUGGGACUCUUCAGACAGACUCUGUUUUCCUUAAACAGCCACAUAGUUUUUUCUUCGCCGCGCACGUUCCUAGCACAGAACUAGACUGGACAACGGCCUGACCUUUGACUUCAUGAGUCUGUUUGCUUGUUUCAGAGGGGAUGGAUGGAGCCGAGUUUUUUUUUAAUAUUGGAUGCUCCUAAACUAUUGUAUACUUAACCCAAAUAAAACCUUAA
Messenger RNA from Eublepharis macularius, 2655 nucleotides. It is a transcript of the gene TPX2, whose product is annotated as TPX2 microtubule nucleation factor. The transcript has 17 exons. The coding region runs from base 139 to 2364 and encodes 741 amino acids. Gene Ontology annotation, biological process: activation of protein kinase activity; regulation of mitotic spindle organization. Gene Ontology annotation, cellular component: spindle; microtubule. NCBI's taxonomy places the organism in Eukaryota, Metazoa, Chordata, Lepidosauria, Squamata, Eublepharidae. The record is from RefSeq and is a predicted model, not a curated record.